UAUUAUUUUUGUAAGAAAGCGUGUAAUGAAUGAAUAUGAUAUGGGUAGAUUUAAUUAGAAAAUCAAACAAAAGCAUUUAUAGCUUACAAAACCUAAUAUAUAACACUAUGUAACGUGUUUGGAUAUGUAUAUGUGUCGAACAACACUUCCGGGUUUCCUGUUAAUGUAAUUCAUGUAUCUUUGUGUGUGGUUUUGCUCGAGUUGUGCAACAUAAUGGUAAUAACAUAUGUAUACAAAAUCGGCAUUACCUUUAACUGAAUAUUGAAGUUGAAAUAUGGCACACAGAUUCUCUGGAUAUUCGACCACUUCUGGUGGUUUUAGAUUGGGUAGUGCAGUUCUACUUGUAGGUGCUACAGCUCAUGUUGCAGGAGUUUCGGUAGCAAGAGGGGCUUCCGCUUAUAUUUCCAGAGAUUAAUCAACGUUACUAACAGUAGUUGGGUCAUUCUUUAUGUUGGGCUAUGGCAGCGUUGUGUUUGUGAACCAAACAGUGACAUGGAAAUAUGUACAUGUUUACCCAGAAGUGGUGAUCCAGUAUGGUUCAAAGUCAUACAGGUGAUGGAAACACUCGGAUUGAUAGGACUGAUUUUUUCUUGGAUUAUUUCCUUGGUUCUUGUGUGUUACAGGCAAACAAAGACGAUAACAAUGGCCAACGCAGUCCUCAUUUUCUCUUCAGGUGUUAGCAUCCUGAUUGGAUUGGUAAUAUUUAUGUCAUAUGGCGUUGAGAACAACAAAAAUUCCAAAGAUGUGUUCAGUAUAGCCGCAAGAGCUGACACGAUUAGUACUUCCUUUUUCCUGUGUGCUCUUGCCGCUUCGAUUUGCUUCGGUGUUCUGUCUCUCUUUAUGGUACGUUUAAGAGCCAACCAGCAAAUGAUUCCCGAAUCAAAGGAAAGUCAAGUUAGAAUUCCUUGUACUUGUCGAACACAGAAUAUUUGCAACGCAGGAAGCCAGCCAUCAAUUUGUUAUAAAUCCUCACAUAUGCAUGAGCAGCAUGGAAAUCCACCGGCAUAUGAGCAAUACGAAGCGCCACCGGCAUAUACAUAUGACAAAUACGAAGCGCAGCCAGCAUACACAUUCGAACAACACAACACAUCGCCGGUAUACACAUAUGAACUAAAUGAAGCGCCGACAUAUUCUCCACAAGAUACGGACGGAACACCAUGCAAAAUUUAAAUGAUAAUAAAUCGAAAAUCGCUUGCCACAUUUAUAUGUAAAGCCGGAGAAAACACAAUGGCAACAUAUACAUUAUGAUAUAUUACUUCAUUCUUCUAUAAAUUUAACCAGUUGAAAGCUUUUCUUUCUGUCACGGUACGAUACGACAGAAACCAGUAUUUGAUUUAGAAUGUAUUUACGGUCAUUUUAAUUAUCUAUAACAAUAUCCGAAACAUACAAUCCAAAACGUUAUAUGGACUAGAUUGGACUAGAUUAGAGUCCUAUAUAUUUUGGAUGAGACAUAUAUUCCUUAAUAUAAAGGGUCGUUCGAGAUUACUAACCUUGCAUAAUGCAUUUCGUAUGUUGACACCGUUAAGGUAUUUAAAAAAACUGCGAUAACUUUCUUAUUUCUCAACGAAACAUAGAAGUAUGGGCACUCAGUUUCUUAUUUAGAAUAUUUUCUAUCCGAUGAUCAUGGUUUCGCUUAAAACUUUGAUGACAAUUUUUUUUCUGUUUUUGACGCGGUUAGUAAAGCAUGAAAAUACACUCAUUUAUAUGGUUGCUGAAAAGCAUUUGGAAAUGUUUUCAAUCGUCAUUUAAAAAUGAUUGAAUAUUUCAAUUUUUUGUAAUUUCAUUAUUUAUUUUGGCAUGAAAUAAAGAGGUUAUUUAACAGUGUUGAGUACAAUACUAAAUUCAAUUGGACUCGUACACAGCAGUUAUAACACAUAUGUGGACUCGGCGAAUAUGAGUAAUUACUGCUGUGUACUCGUCAAACAGAUUGUACUCAGAACUGGUAAAUUACCUCAUAAUAUUUCGUAAAGCAUAAUACUAACCAUAAAUAAUUUUUGUCAUGUUAGUCCAUAAACGAUGUAGACAAAACACUAAUCAUGCACAGACAUUUGUAUUGAAUCAAGGACUUUAAAUAAAUGCAUGAACUAUGUAUUGAGACUCUGGUCCGUUCAUCGACAUCAUUGAUUGAACAUUUCUAAAAUGCAACUGAUAUGAUAUUUCCAAUACAUUCUUGGAUUUUCUAUCAAUAGAGUACAACAAACUGUUACAUAGUAUAUUUACAUCCUCCACGAAACGGUUCCAGGGGCGUACCUGGGCAUACGCCUAUACGCCUCUGCGUACAAUUCAAUUUCGGCACCUUGAAAACAACGAAAAUGCUUAAAAUGCUAAAAAUGUAAUAAAAUAACAAGCCUAAGGAGGUUAGAUGGCUAUUUAAAGUUCUUUAUUUGAACAAUAUAAUCUGAAUGGGAUUUUCAAAUUCGUUUUCUAAGUGUUAAACCGAUUGUGCUUUUUUAAUAAUCGGAAUAUAGAAAAACAUAACAAAGUUAGUGUAGAUUUCAUGGAAG
Mercenaria mercenaria is the source of this 2504-nucleotide messenger RNA. RefSeq lists its product as uncharacterized. The record is from RefSeq and is a predicted model, not a curated record. Lineage: Eukaryota; Metazoa; Mollusca; Bivalvia; Venerida; Veneridae. The coding region runs from base 493 to 1170 and encodes 225 amino acids. The transcript is spliced from 3 exons.